Molecule: messenger RNA, 3201 nt
Organism: Lachancea lanzarotensis
Lineage: Eukaryota; Fungi; Ascomycota; Saccharomycetes; Saccharomycetales; Saccharomycetaceae
Gene: DAL81
Product: LALA0S04e09846g1_1
Exons: 1
Coding region: 1-3201 (1066 amino acids)
Biological process (GO): DNA-templated transcription
Cellular component (GO): nucleus
Molecular function (GO): zinc ion binding; DNA-binding transcription factor activity, RNA polymerase II-specific; DNA binding
Source: RefSeq, a predicted model, not a curated record
AUGUCUAAUCAACAGACAGAAGCAGAAGAACCCUGGAAUCCGAAUAAUACUUACGACCAGGGCACAUCAAAUGUAAACCAUUCCAUGUUGAACCUGAAUGAUGACUAUGCUAAUAUACUGAGCAAUUUAGCGCACGGCGCUUCGCCUAUUUUGAAAGAGGGCUCUGGUACAGGCCAGAAAUUGCAGAAAACGUCUAAAUCUCCAGGAACUGCAUCUAACGGUCAUUCGACCGGUAAUAACGAUAAACAGCCAAAUUUGGAUCUGCUACUUCAGCACUACCAAGAGCUGUUCAGUCGUUCUGGCGGUAAUAACAACGGUGGGAAUGACGGAAAUAGUGGCAACACCACGAAUCGAACAGGGCAGGAUCUUGCCAAAGCAUCUUCCAGCGUUAGCCCGCCUUCUAAUAACAAUACGAAUACUCUUGCUACCCUGGAGCAAAAGUCGGUGGUGGUUGACAAACCGUGCGACCAUUGUCGUCGAAGACAAAUUAAAUGUGUCAGGGUCCCAGACUUGUCCAAUUGCGUACAAUGCGAAACCAAGGGCAUAAAAUGCGGAUACUCUAAAUCACCCGCCACUCAUCAAGCCUCUGAUACGCCACGAGACAUUUCCAAGCGUAACCGUGUGGACGAAAAUGUCAACGUCCACGAGCUUUUAAAGCGUACUAAACCCAAUAAUAACAAUGACGCAAGUACUGAAAACUAUACAGAUAUACUGCUCAGUCUUGACCAAGCAGCCAAUGAGAAGCACAAGCGCAACUCGGAAAAAUCCAGUAUUUCUGGAGUGGGAAACCUCUCGAGCCCUUACAUGAUGUUCGAUUCUCCGGGGCAAAACGAAGCAGUGAAGAGCUCGGCAAACACUAUUCAAACCGGAAAUUCACCUUCAAAUUUGUCUACCGGAACCAAUUAUAAUAACGGACAGCAAAAACUACCCUACGUGCAGCCACCUAUACAAUACCCGCGCUCAUCGUUCUACGUCGGACCCACAUCCGUGUUUGACAUCAAUCUGGUUAAUCAAGUCAAACUCGACAAGAUAGACCAGGUGCAGUUAUCAAAAACUCUAGCACUGCGAAAAGUUGCCCCUGACGUGCAAUUUCUACUCCGAGACGACCUCAAUCAGGCACUUUACAUGAAACAAGAACAAGAAGUCGAUAUGGUGGAAAAGCUAGUUCAUCCGCAUGGUAAGAUACUUGUUGACAUCUUCUUUAAACUGAUACAUCCUCAAUUUCCAAUUUUGCACGAACGAGUGUUCUUGGAGAAGUAUUCCAGGUCUUACCGUGAGCUAACAGCGCCAUUGCUGGCGGCAUUAUAUUCUCUAUCGUUGCAAUGGUGGGACUUUCAUCCUCAGCUCGUCGGAUUUGCUAAGCCCGAUGUGACCGAACAACUCAAUCAAAUCGCAUUAAGGACCUUCUUUGAUGUGAUUGAGAGGCCCAAACUGAGUAUCAUACAGACAGGUCUUUUGAUCUUGCAAUGCCGCAGUGAAAGCUCUAGCAAUUGGGCAAUAUGCUCGGAGGUCGUGGCACUUGCCGAGGACCUUGGGCUGGGCGUAGAUUGCCAGGACUGGAGACUUCCUCGGUGGGAAAGAGGUCUAAGAAGACGAUUGGCAUGGGCCGUAUGGCUUGAGGACAAAUGGACGUCCAUGAUGGAAGCCAGACACUCUCAUUUGAUUUUGGGCAGAAACUGGUUGGUCAAAAUGCUCACCGAUGAAGACUUCCCGGCGACUUCACCAGUGAUAAGCGGUUCCUCGGGUGCUUCACAUUUCAACAGUCAGAUGCUCAGGGAUGUAACAAGCCCAGUCAGUGACAGAUCCAUGCUCGACUUGUCUCCCACAGAGGAAGAUUUCAGAAACAGCAAGAUGAUGUUUCAAUACAUGAUUUCUUUGAGCAUUAUUCUGGGUGAAGUUCUAGACACGUUCUACACGUUAGGAGCGCUCCAAACCGUGACAAAGAUCGAGCAAGUACUCAAACUUGCGAAGCCUCUGCAGUUAAAGAUGCGCGAGUGGUAUCACUCAUUGCCACCUCAGCUUUCAAUGAACACUUUGAAAGAAAGGAAGUUCAAUAGCAAUGCUUCUUUGACGCUUUCGUACUUUGCAGUUGAGCUCACUUUGCAUAGAAAAAUCAUAACAACCUUAAACUCUGAUACGUCCCCGGAGCUUGUAAAAGUAUGUCGCCUAGCAGCAAAAACAAGGUUGGUGGCGGCAAUUGAGUUCAUAAGAGAUCUCAAAUUCGAGCAUAUCAAUUCUUUUUGGUACACCUGCUCCACAGGUAACCUGACACUGAUAGGGACAUUUUCUGCUCUACUGUUUGUUACUGCUCCUUCAAGGCAAGAAGCCAUAAUUUUCAGAGAUAGCCUUAGAAAUUAUGUGUGGAUUCUAAGGAUGAAUUCUAAAAGCUUCGAGAAAGCUAGACAUGGACUAGAAAGGAUACAUAUGCUGCUAGCCCAAAUCCCUGGUUUACUGACUGAUGAAACCGCUCGUCAGCAGUCACGGGCUGCUGCUUUCGCACCGCCUACCUUAUCACCGUUGGCGCAUCAGCAAAUUGCUCAAUCCCCAUACGUUCCACCGGGCCCAUCAGUGCCCAAACAGAACAGUACACAAUCCGUCGCUAACCAAUUUAAUGGCUUGCCUUCGGAUAUUCUGCAUCAGUUGGCGAGCAUACAAGGAAAUAUGCCAUUUGUCAAUGAGCCUAAUGCAAUCCAAACAGAAAAUGUGGCAGUAAACGAGCGUAGAAGAGAAGCAGGUGUCUUCAAUGACUUGAAUCGCAUAUCACCAGCGGAAUCAUCACCAGGAGAAAAAGAGUCCCCCAGGAUGAAUCUCACUGUAAAGGGCGAAAGUGGUGGAUCGCCAAAUAUAUCAGAUCAGGUCAAAGAAACUGACGGAUCUUCAGACAGUGCGGCCCAGGUAGAAUCGAAGUCGAGAGUGCUAACUCCUCAGAGCAAUAUAGGGACAAACGGGAGGGGAGGAAAAGCUGCAUCAUCGAACGACGAUCACUCGCAGUCCGGUGCCGUGUUCGACCAUCAAGAACAAGCCCUACAAGCGUCUCCAACAUCAACGGAGGAGUCGCGAGGUCAGGAUAAGCCUCUUGAACUGAAAGUCCCAUCAAAUGGUGUGUCUUUGAGGCGGAAAGGAGAUGGUGAGCAAACGCCAGUAAGUCAGCAAGAAGCAGGCCAGGAGAAACCAGAUUCAAGUGAAUUGAAUAGUGCAUAG